Hibiscus syriacus is the source of this 4575-nucleotide messenger RNA. Its product is annotated as protein transport protein SEC16B homolog. NCBI's taxonomy places the organism in Eukaryota, Viridiplantae, Streptophyta, Magnoliopsida, Malvales, Malvaceae. Gene Ontology annotation, biological process: Golgi organization; autophagy; COPII vesicle coat assembly. Gene Ontology annotation, cellular component: ER to Golgi transport vesicle membrane; endoplasmic reticulum exit site. The record is from RefSeq and is a predicted model, not a curated record.
AUGUAUUUCAUCUGAUUGAAACGUUGAGCGGUUGGAUCUCGAUGUCCGCCUAGCCGUUUCAGCUCGAAUUCUGAAGUUCUUAUUAUUUACUUUCUUCGUUCAUUUUUCGAGAAUAAAUUACAGUAAAGCAAGCCUUUUUCGUUUGUUUAUGUUAUUAGAUUGUUAGGGUUUUCUUUUGCAUUUUAGCUCAGAAUUUUUUGUAUCAAUUUGGUCGAUGGCUUCGAGUCCUCCAUUUCAGGUGGAGGAUCAAACGGAUGAAGAUUUCUUCGACAAGUUAGUUAACGAUGACGAUGAUGACAGCAUGGCCCCCACCGUCCCAAAAUUCACGGAGGGUAAUGACUCCAACGAUGCUAAAGUCUUUUCCAAUUUUUCGAUAGGAGAAGAUUCCGGCGGCGAAGAAGCUGACAGUCAUGGUGGAAAGGAAAAAGAUCCCGUGGAUGCAGAUCCAGCACCCGCCAAUGCGUCAGCAGGUAAUGGCUCUAAUGAUUCAUUAGGGAUAGAUAAUAGUGUGAUUUACUCAAAUAAUCAUCUACAAGAAGAAGCACAGUCAGAGGCUGUAUUCAGUCAGAAGUUAAAUGACAAUAUUGAAUCUAAGAACGCUGGGGUUAAGGAAGUAGGGUGGAAUUCGCUUUUUGCUGAUUCUAAUGAGAAUGGGGUGCAAGGGUUCGGUCCGUAUUCUGAUUUUUUCGGUAAUUUAGGGGAGAAUUCCACAUCGGAUUUCCCUUCUGAGGUGGAUGCAAUUGCAAAAACAAGUUUAUUAUAUCAGAAUUCAGUUACUACUUGCGAGAAGUAUCAUGAUGGCAACCAUGAUCAAGUUUGUGGAGAUUCUACUGCAGAUAAUGGAAAUGAGCUUGAUUUGUACAGCAGUCAGUACUGGGAGAAUAUGUAUCCAGGAUGGAAGUAUGAUGCAAAUUCAGGGCAGUGGUAUCACAUGGAUGGUUCAAGUGGUGAUGGAAGUGGUAACACAGAUGUGAAAGCAGGGGCUUCUUAUUUGCAGCAGACAUUUCAAUCUGUUGCGGGGACUAUGACAACUGUAGAGAGCAGUGCCACAGAGAGUGUGGCAAAUUGGAAACAGGUUUCCCAAGUGAAUGAUGGGUAUCCAGAACAUAUGGUUUUUGACCCUCAAUACCCUGGUUGGUACUAUGACUUAAUUGCUCAACAGUGGUGUGCACUGGAGAGCUAUAAUGCCUCUAUUAAGUCAACUUUUCAAGCUGAUGGUCAGCAAAAUGGAUAUACUUCUACCGUUCAGAAUUCUCUAACACAAACUAAUGGCUCUAGGAUGCAUAGUGAACAUGAACAUCCUACUUGGGGAGAUUCCUAUGGUAACUAUUCUAAUGCAGGUUUGAAUAUGUGGCAACCUGGGACUGUUCCCAAAACUAAAGCAGUUUCAAGCUUUGCUGGGAACCAGCAGUCAGAUACAUCUUUCGGUUUGAAUAUGCCAGUGAACAACCAUGGAAAUCACUUCAAGUCAUCCUAUAAUUCUCUUCCAGAAGUUCCUCUUCCAGAAGUUCAGUCAGUCAAUAAUGCGAAUCAGGUUCAUACUGAAGCCAAUGGGGUUUCCUGGUUACAAAGCUUUCUUCCUACUGAAAACUUCAAUCACCAGUUUACCCAGACAAGUUUAGAGCAAAAUGAGCAAAUGCAUUUCUCAAAUGAUUUCUAUGGAGGCCAGAAGUAUGUGAAUGUUGCCCAACAGGCACUUCAGACAAGCCAGCUGCUUCCUUAUGCUUUUAAUACCGGGCGGUCAUCUGCCGGCCGUCCUCCACAUACACUUGUUAGUUUUGGAUUUGGUGGAAAACUCAUUGUAAUGAACGAUAGUAGUCCUUUGCAAAACUCGUCAUUUGGUACCCAGGGUUCUGUAGGAGCAUCUAUUUCUGUACUCAAUUUGUUGGAAGUUGUCAAUUCAAACACUAGCAUUUCUGGUGCUGCACCGGCAACCUUUGAUUAUUUUAAUACUCUGUGCCAACAAUCCUUCCCUGGUCCGUUGGUUGGUGGAAAUGUAGGCAGUAAAGACUUGAACAAGUGGAUUGAUGACAGGAUUGCCAGCUGUGAAUCACCUAACAUGGAUUACGGAAAAGGUGAACUUUUGAGAAUGCUUCUCUCGUUGCUUAAAAUAGCUUGGCAGCAUUAUGGAAAACUUCGGUCUCCUUUUGGAUCUGACAUCCUAUUGAAGGAGACUGGUACUCCAGAAUCAGCAGUUGCUAAACUCUUUGCAUCUGCAAAGAGGAGGAAGGACACACCUUAUGCUGCUCUUAGCAACUGCUUGAAGCAAUUGCCUUCUGAAGGACAAGUUCUGGCAACUGCAUUUGAGGUGCAGAAUCUUCUGGUUUCUGGAAGAAAAAGAGAGGCUCUACAGCUUGCACAAGAAGGUCAAUUGUGGGGACCUGCACUUGUUCUCGCAUCACAACUUGGUGAACAGUUCUACAUUGAUACUGUUAGGCAAAUGGCACUUCAUCAGCUGGUAGCAGGGUCUCCUUUACGGACAUUAUGCUUUCUAAUUGCAGGGCAACCAGCCGAAGUUUUUUCCACAGGCCCCACAGUUGAUAGCAUGUAUUUUUUGCAACAGCAUGCAGAGUUAAGGGAAAAUAGCAUGCUUGAUGAUUGGGAAGAGAAUUUGGCCGUAAUAACUGCAAAUAGAACCAAAGAUGAUGAGCUUGUAAUUAUUCAUCUUGGAGAUUGCCUGUGGACGGAAAGGAGUGAGAUAACGGCAGCACACAUCUGUUACUUAGUUGCAGAAGCAAACUUUGAGUCAUAUUCAGGUAGUGCUAGACUUUGUCUUAUUGGAGCAGAUCACUUGAAGUUUCCACGAACCUAUGCUAGUCCAGAGGCUAUCCAGAGGACUGAGUUAUAUGAAUAUUCAAAGGUGCUGGGGAACUCUCAGUUUGUCUUGCUACCAUUUCAGCCAUACAAACUUGUUUAUGCACACAUGCUGGCUGAAGUUGGAAAAGUUUCAGAUUCACUGAAGUACUGUCAAGCUGUAUUGAAAUCUCUGAAAACUAGUCGAAUGCCUGAGGCAGAAACUUGGAAACAUUUAGUUUUAUCUCUCGAGGAGAGGAUAAGAUUCCAUCAACAGGGGGGAUAUGCUACAAAUUUGGCUCCAGCAAAAUUAGUUGGUAAAUUGCUAAACUUUUUUGAUAGCACUGCACAUCGUGUUGUGGGGGGCCUACCUUCACCUCCUACACCAGCGCCAAAUGGAAAUUCUCUAGGUAAUGAUCAUUUCAACCAACAAACUGGGCCAAGAGUCUCUUCUAGCCAAUCAACAAUGGCUAUGUCAUCAUUGAUGCCCUCUUCUUCAAUGGAACGUAUAAGAGAUUGGGCAGGCAAGGAGGCUGAUGGCAAAAUGACAGUGCAUAAUAGAAGUGUUUCAGAGCCGGACAUGAGCAGAACUCCAAGACAGGUUGAUUCAUCCAAGGAAGUAGAAACAUCCACUGAACAAGGCAAAGCAUCAGGCUCAGUAGGGGCAUCUCGCUUUUCUCGUUUUAGUUUUGGCUCACAGCUUUUACAGAAAACUGUGGGGUUAGUCUUAAGGCCUAUUGCUGAUAAACAGGCUAAGCUAGGUGAAAAAAACAAAUUCUACUAUGACGAAAAACUUAAGAGAUGGGUGGAGGAAGGUGCUGAACGUCCAGCUGAAGAAAAAGCCUUGCCACCACCUCCGACUACUGCUGCAUUCCAGAAUGGAACAUCUGACUACAACUUGAACUCUGCAUUGAAGAAUGAGGGUUCUCCUCCUAACGGAAGCCCAAAAUUCAGAAACCCAACCUCAAUAGAACAUGCUUCUGGGAUCCCUCCUAUUCCUACAAGCUCCAAUCAAUUCUCUGCUCGUGGGCGAAUGGGUGUCCGAGCAAGGUACGUGGACACUUUCAACAAAGGUGGUGGUGGCGGCCAAGCAAAUUUAUUUCAGUCACCGGCUGUUUCCUCUGUUAAACCUGCAGCAGCUGCAAAUGCAAAGUUUUUUGUUCCCAUACCUGUAUCAACGACAACUAGUGAACUAUCAAUGGAGCCAAUUACUGGAAAUGCACAAGAGAAUGCUACAAGUAAUAAUCCUGCCACUACCACUUCCACUUCUGAUGCCAAUGCCAACGCUUCUUGUCCAUUUCCCAAGCCUUUAUCGUCGAAGACUAGGCAAAAAUUCCCAAGCAUGGAUAAUAUUCCUCAGGAAGGCAUAAUGACAAAUGCCAAUGGCUAUUCAUCAGACUGGCAUCGGGCAGCCUCGUGGAGCGGAAGCAACUUUGAAUUAGGUCAUCCUAGCGGGGCCGACAUAAGACCUUCAGGGGAGGCAUUGGGAGAGCCUCCACCAUUGGUUGUGCCUGGUCCAAUAAAUGGUAGUAUUGGGGAUGAGCUACAUGAGGUGGAGCUUUGAGACAAGAUUUGUCACGAUGUAAAUAUCAAAGUUUUGUUCCUGCAAAUCCAAAUACGAUAUUUCCGAGCAUACAACAAUGGCAGCACACUAAAACACUGGUAAUGGAAACAAAACUAUAUUCUUUGGCUAUUAACUUCUUAAGCCCAUUUCCCCCAUCUGCAUUUGUAUUUUGAUAUUCAGUUGCCUUCUUAGGUUUCAUUUGGUUGGUAUAUUUUGUU